CCUGCUUUUGUUGCAUGUAGGAGGAGAAGGACAAUGGCGAUGACGGUGAUUCAGCCGACGUUGAUGCGCACCUGACUGCAGAGAUGGACCGUGCUCUGCAGAAUGCCUGGAUGACGGGAACAGAUGAGGCUUUCUCCCAGCUGCUCUACUACAUCCUCUCAGACAAUGUCUCAGUCGAGUACCGUCACAGUGAGACGAGUGCCACGGCACUUAUGUUAGCAGCUGGUCGAGGCAAGGUGGAAAUAGUGGAGGAGCUGCUGUCUCUCGGAGCAGACCCCCUGGCUCGCGCAUCAAACGACUGGACGGCCCUUGAUUGGGCACAGCACUUUCACCAGUCGGGGACAGCCGAAGUUAUCCUGGCUCACUUGUUGGUCAUGCAGAACGGGCUUUCAAGGUCGGAUGACUCUGUUGGCAUGGCUGAGCAGGAGUUCACAGCGGCUGAGCGUGAGCAGCUGGAUUUGUACCUGCGCACAACGAAUGAUGACGAGACCGACCUAGACUUGCUGCUAGCCCUUCUGCAGAAAGUCCAUGCGAGUUCUGAAGAUGGUGCCAUUUUGGUGUUCCUUCCUGGGUUCGAUGACAUGAGCACGUUGAGGGAUAAAAUCCUGGCAGAUAAGAAUUUUUCUGGACAGAAAAGGUAUGUCCUGUACAUGCUACAUUCAAACCUGCAGUGUAGUGAGCAGCGGCUGGUCUUCAACACAAUGCCACCUGGGGUUCGAAAAAUUGUUCUGUCAACCAAUAUUGCUGAGACAAGCAUCACCAUCAGCGAUGUCACUUUUGUCAUCGACUCCGGCAAAGUUAAAGAGAAGUCAUUUGACAGCCUGACCGGCACCAGCCUGCUCAAGUCUGUGUGGGUGAGCCAGGCAAGUGCCAUGCAGCGUCGAGGCCGGGCGGGCCGCACCCACCCCAAUGGCGUCUGCUUCCACCUAAUGAGUCGACAGCGCUUCUGCAGCUUGGCUUCUUUCCAGCAGCCCGAGCUGCUGCGCCUACCACUUCAGGAAUUGUGCCUCCAGGCAAAGCUUCUUGUGCCACCUAACGUCCCCAUAGCUGACUUUCUGGCACGAGCUCCGGAUCCACCUGCGUUCUUAGUCACGAGAACAGCUGUCACCCUCCUGAAGACCAUCGAUGCAUUGGACCCAUCUGAGCAGCUAACAGAGAUGGGCCUACACUUGCUCGACCUUCCCAUUGAGCCACACCUGGGGAAGAUGGUGCUCUAUGCAGUUGUACUCAAGUGCCUCGACCCAGUGCUUACAAUUGUUUGCUGCAUUGCUGUCAAGGACCCCUUUGUGCUCCCCACGCAACCGGGCCAGAAGCGACCUGCUUACUUAGCGAGGCGCAAGCUGGCUGGUGGCACCUACAGCGACCACAUGGCUCUUCUUGCAGCAUUUCAGCGCUGGCAGAAGGCCCGUGCCGAGAACUCUGAGCGCUACUUCUGUGAGCGGCACUUCGUGUCUGGCGCCACCAUGUCCACCGCAUUGGCUGUACGGGGCCAGCUGCUGGGCCAGCUUCGGGCAUCGGGCUUUGUGCGGUCACGUGGCGGUGGUGACAUUCGUGACCUCAACACCAACUCUGACAACUGGGCUGUGGUCAAGGCAGCUCUCUGUGCAGGCUCCUACCCAAACCUCCUGAGAGUUGACCGGGAACGCCGGCAGCUGGUUGCCCAGCGUGCCUCGCGAGUGCGGUUUGGGUCACGUUCAGUCCUGUCCCAGCCGGAACCUCAUAGCUUGGGUGCACCAGGAGCAGCCAACACUCGUGACGGGGUUGUGGCCUCGUUGCCCACUGACUGGCUCAUCUAUGGCGAGUUGGCCAGAGCGGGGCCCACAGCCUUUGCCCACAUGUGCACACUGGUCUCGCCCGUAACAGUGGCACUGUUUGCUGGCCCCCAGCGCCUUCCUCUGGAUGCACUGUAUGAGCCGCAAAAUGCAUAG
Dermacentor silvarum is the source of this 1928-nucleotide messenger RNA. Its product is annotated as 3'-5' RNA helicase YTHDC2-like. Lineage: Eukaryota; Metazoa; Arthropoda; Arachnida; Ixodida; Ixodidae. The record is from RefSeq and is a predicted model, not a curated record. Gene Ontology annotation, molecular function: RNA binding; protein binding. Gene Ontology annotation, cellular component: intracellular anatomical structure. The transcript has 13 exons. The coding region runs from base 84 to 1928 and encodes 614 amino acids.